This is a messenger RNA of Helianthus annuus (common sunflower), 3493 nucleotides long. RefSeq lists its product as uncharacterized. The transcript is spliced from 10 exons. Lineage: Eukaryota; Viridiplantae; Streptophyta; Magnoliopsida; Asterales; Asteraceae. The coding region runs from base 611 to 3166 and encodes 851 amino acids. The record is from RefSeq and is a predicted model, not a curated record. Gene Ontology annotation, biological process: protein phosphorylation; signal transduction. Gene Ontology annotation, molecular function: protein kinase activity; protein binding; ATP binding. Gene Ontology annotation, cellular component: cytoplasm.
UUUCCACGUGGCCCUAACCAGAGAGCCACACCACAGUAUAAUCCACAAAAUGGCGUUUAUACUCUUCUUCAUCUUCUUCACUCGUUACUGACCCUCAUUUCAUUUCUCUUUCAAUCCUCCAUCCUUAUCUUCACCCAUUCAUUUGCAUACUUCCAGUUAAACAUUCAGAUAGAACAAUUCAUCUUCUCAUCGACGUUCAUUUCGCAUCAACCGGACGUUUGGAGAUGAGAAAUUGAAAUUCGGAAGCCUCAUAUUAGGGUUUCAUAAGCUGAAAUUGAUAGAUUUUGAAUGAUAGAUUGCUAAUGGUGAAGCUAGGGUUCUAUUAGGAAUUUGAGGUUGGAGAUGAGAAAUGGAAAUGCGGAAGUCUCAGAUUAGGGUUUCAUAGUCCGAGUUGAAGAUUUGGCUGGAACAUUCAUCUUCAUAUUAACCUAAGUGCUUGGAAAUCUCUCGAAUAUAAAUUUCGUUAGCUUUUGAAUGAUCGACUACAGUUUGGUGAAUCUCGGGUUUUAUUCGAAAAUCUAGGUUAGUUUUGUUGUUUGUUACUUUGUUUGAUUCAAUUUGGUUCAACUGUUUCGAGAAAUCUAUAAACUUUGAAGUUUGGAGACGAGAAAUGGAAAUUAGGAAGUGUCAGUUUAGGGUUUCGGAAGAAUCACAAGGUGAAAUGGAUAGUCCUAAUUCAGUGCGUAGUUCGAACGAGGAUCAACCUCGGUUGAAGUUUUUGUGUAGUUUUAACGGCAGCAUAUUACCUCGUCCACAAGACGGGAAGCUAAGGUAUGUAGGUGGGGAGACACGUAUUGUGAGCGUUCCAAGGGAUAUUGGAUACGAUGAACUGAUGGAGAAGAUGAAGAAGCUGUUUGACGGGGCAGCUGUUUUGAAAUAUCAGCAGCCUGAUGAGGAUCUCGAUGCUCUUGUUUCCGUUGUGAAUGAUGAUGAUGUUGUUAAUAUGGUGGAGGAGUACGAAAAGUUGGGUUCGGGAGACGGGUUUACUCGGCUUCGAUUGUUCUUGUUCUCUAGCGCUGAACAAGACGAUUCGAUACAUUUUGUCGACAGGGAUGAAGUGGAUAACGAGAGGAGAUAUGUCGAUGCGUUGAACAGUCAUAACGAUGAUCUAAUAGAUGAUGUUCAUUCGAUUGAUCAGUAUUACAAUCAGUUGAAUCUCGAUGGUAAUCUUCAUAAUCAGAGGAAUUUUGAGUUGCCACAUGUGAGAAUUCCUCUACAACCGUCUUUAAGUCAAAGGUAUAGUGAAAUGGAGUCCCCGUGGAGUCCUGCGUAUUGCUCUCCGAGAAAUUACGGCAAUGAUUUUCCGAAUUCGCCUUCUUCGCGGUAUAAUACGCCUUAUGGGGAUCAACAUGUUGUUAAUCAACAAUAUGAUCAGCAGUUACCGUUUCCGGAAAGUGGUGUUGGUUUUCCUGGUAACAUACUUCAUGGUCCUCAUCAGGUUCAUAAUACGAAUAUAAAUUAUGGGCACACUGCAUAUCCAGAUGGUAAUCACGUGACAUCACAUUAUGUUCAUCAUGUGUUUGGUAACGAGGUGUUCCAUGAUCAAGCAAUGGCUACUGGUUUUCAUAAUGGUUACGGGCCCGCAAAUGGUUUGUGGAGAAAUGGUCAAAGUCAAAGUCCAAUGCAAGAGAAUGGUGCAUAUAAUUUAGGGUAUGUUAGGACUCCAAGGGAUUCUAGUCCUAGGGGUCCAACUGAACCGGUACAAUUCAUGGCUGCACCUGUGCAUUUUAUGCCUGAACCAGUCCAACUUACUCAUGACCUGGUUCAGUUUACCCCUGAACCCGUUCAACUUACGUCGCCCCCGGUUCAGUUUACUCAUGAACCUAUUCAAUCAACUUCAGUACCGGUUCAGUUUACUCCGGGCUUGCCGAACUGCUUAAUUCCGAUAGAUCCUAUGAACCCGUUGUAUACAGUAGGAAAUAAUACCAGUGGUAUAAAAGAUGGUUUCGGUAGUGUAAAGUUGAAUGCACCUACGGUGCAAAUCAUUGGAGCUGAGUCAGCGGACAACUCUGGUCAAGAAAAUGUUCAUGUUUCAAAAAAUGAAGAAAAUAUAAAUGAAUCUGUAAGGAAACAAGAGUUAGAAGGUGCUGAUGAUGUGAAAGAUGAAGCUCGAGAAAAAGCUGCUUCUGCUGCUGUGAAUGAUGUUGAAGUCAAAGUCAAAGAAGAAACUGUGCACGAACUAGACACAGUGGUGAGUAAAGGGUACUUGUUAGAGAUGGAUGCACCUGCAGAUUUAGAGUUAGAUUCUGACAGUGAUACCCAAAUUAAAACAAAGAUUGAACCGACAAAGGCUGAGGAGGAAGCUUUUGCUAGGGGUUUACAGACCAUUAGAAAUGACGAUCUAGAGGAAGUACGGGAGUUAGGAUCUGGUACAUAUGGAGCUGUUUAUCACGGGAAAUGGAAGGGUUCAGAUGUCGCGAUCAAAAGAAUUAAAGCCAGUUGUUUUGCUGGGAAACCAUCUGAGAGAGAGCGUUUGAUUGCAGAUUUCUGGAAGGAGGCUCUAAUUUUAAGCUCAUUGCACCACCCAAAUGUUGUUUCUUUUUACGGUAUAGUCCGCGAUGGGCCUGAUGGCUCUUUGGCAACUGUAACAGAGUUCAUGGUUAAUGGAUCUCUCAAGCAAUUUUUACAGAAAAAAGACAGAACUAUUGAUCGGCGUAAGAGACUUAUCAUAGCUAUGGACGCGUCUUUUGGAAUGGAAUAUUUGCAUGGAAAGAAUAUAGUUCAUUUUGAUUUAAAAUGUGAAAACCUACUUGUGAACAUGAGGGACCCACAAAGACCUAUUUGCAAGAUAGGAGAUCUAGGGCUAUCUAAAGUGAAACAACGCACUUUAGUGUCGGGUGGCGUUAGAGGAACGUUGCCAUGGAUGGCACCUGAACUGCUUAGCGGAAAAAGCCACAUGGUAUCCGAAAAGAUUGAUGUUUACUCGUUCGGGAUUGUCAUGUGGGAAUUGCUGACCGGAGACGAACCUUAUGGAGAUAUGCAUUGUGCUUCCAUUAUCGGAGGAAUUGUGAACAACUCGUUACGUCCAACAAUCCCAACCUGGUGCGAUCCUGAAUGGAAGGCGUUGAUGGAAAGCUGUUGGUCCGCUGACCCGUCCGAAAGACCGUCUUUUUCUGAAAUUUCUCAGAAAUUGAGAAAUAUGGCGGCAGCGAUCAAUGUGAAAUGACACUUUUGGCCUCAGCCCGUGAUGAGCGAUCAACGGGAAAUGACUUUUUUCGUCACCGUGAGGGCUACCUGCGGCAACUCAAGCAACCGUGGUUAAGACUUGAGAGUGGCUGCUGCAGCCCUUUGGGAUUAAAGUUAACGAAUGCACUAGUAUAUAUAUAACUCUGCAAAUCAAAAGUAUUAUUGUCCUUUGUUUUAGUAGGCAAUAAUAUGUUAAUUUACAUCUUGGUGAAGAAUAUUUUCCUUUUAAUUUCAUAACGUUUUUACAAGGAUUUGAAUGUGAUUCCUCUAAAUUUUUUGGAGUUUCAACCUUUUCUUUGUUGGUUAA